UUGAUUAGACUGGUGUUAACAGUGGCAAAUUGUGACUAUACAUUUUUAAUUUUCGCCAUUUUUUAAACACUUUUAAUGACUCUUUUUCGUGUAACAAGUAACUUAAAACGUGCAAGACCUUUCAUGUCAUUACGGAGAUCGAGAUCGCGCAAUAUUUCUUCAUCUACAGAUGUUCAACUCAAGUUGAAGACAGACGCCCAGUCAAUUUUUCAUGCUGCUCUCGGCGCGGUUUCUCCACAGGAAAUGGUAAAAAAUAACCUUCUAUUUCGUCAGAAUAUCCUGUCCAUCAAGGAUCACGAAUAUAUUGUCGAUAAAAAUGUCUCCGUGGUUGCGUUUGGGAAAGCUGUGUUAGGGAUGGCUAAAGCAGUGGAGGAUGUUCUGGGAGAUCAGAUUGUCCGGGGGGUGGCCAGUAUUCCAGUGGGACUACCCCGCGCUAUAAAAGCUUCUGGCAAUAAAGAGCUGAUUGAAAAGUCAAUUCUCAGUGAGCUCAGCCCUAUAGAAAUCAUAGAAGGAGCAAAGAACAAUCUUCCAGAUGAAAUGGCUCAAUAUGCCGCAAGCAGGAUAAGAGAUGUAGCAGAGAGCAUGGGCAACCAAGACAUUCUUAUGGUCCUUAUCUCAGGAGGUGGCUCUGCCCUCCUUCCAUAUCCUGUUGCGGGGAUCACACUGGAGGAGAAGCUGAAAACAAUCAAAGUGUUAGCAUCAAGUGGGGCCACUAUUCAUGAACUCAAUACUGUGAGAAAAAACCUCUCUGAUUUGAAAGGAGGGAAGUUAGCCAAGGCAGCCUCUCCUGCAAAGGUGGUGACACUCAUUCUCUCAGAUGUGAUUGGUGAUCCUCUGGACAUCAUUGCCAGUGGUCCAACAGUACCUGAUCCAUCAACACCAGCUGAUUGCCUAGAAAUAUUAAAAAAACUUGAUGUGGAGAAAAAGAUUCCAGAUGUUGUCAUUCAGUACCUACAGAAAUCAAAACAGAAAGUAGAGAAGCGGGUGAAAGAAAAACUGAAUAGCUUUCCUCAUGUUCAGAAUGUCAUCGUGGGAAGUAAUCGCUUUGCAGUUGAUGCUGCUGUGAAAAAAGCCCUAGUGCUUGGCUAUGCACCCGUGGUGCUGUCCACGAUGUUAAGUGGUGAAGCAAGAGAUGUGGGAAAAAUGUUCUCAGGUGCAGCUAAUCUUGCUUGGAAUGGGCAUCUGUCAAAAAUUUCACCUUCUGGAAAACAAGUAUUAACUAGCAAUAUUGUUGAUGAGAUAUUAACUGCACAUCAUGACCAAAAGCCAGUUUGCAUCAUUGGUGCUGGGGAAACCACAGUCACACUAAAAGGGAAAGGUAUAGGAGGGCGUAACCAAGAGAUGGCACUCGCACUAGCAAUAGAUGUCAUUGAAAAACUAGAGCAAUUUUGCAAUGUUGAAAACAAAGGUGGUUUGGUACUACUCAGUGCAGGUACAGAUGGCCAAGAUGGUCCCAACCCGGCUGCAGGAGCAAUGGCAGAUCCAUAUCAAGUAACUGAAGCUAGAGAAGAUGGACUUGAUGCCAAACAGUUCUUGGAAGAUAAUGACUCUUUUUCCUUUUAUUCAAAAUUUAAAAAUGGAAGGGACCUUGUGGUGACUGGACUCACAGGAACCAAUGUAAUGGAUGUUCAGAUUUUACUUGUAUCUCCACCUUCAUGACUAUAAGAAGAGAAUAGAAGAUGAAGCAGAAGUAGACUCAGAGGAGGGGUCUUGGGGGUCUGGAGCUUCCCCCUUCCCAUCAGACCCAUGGAUAAUUUUUAUCCUACUAGUCUACCAUAAAUAGAUACUCACAACCACAGGUUUGCAUGUUACUUAAUUCUCAACAGGAGGUAUUAAGGUUUACUUAUUUACUUUACUUAUUUUUUGGUUUAUUUGGGCUGUAGUGUAAAUAAAAAUUUUUUGUCUGAAUCAAAAUUUAGAUCCCUUAUUCCCUGAACCACCCCUGUUCCUUACUUUUGGUUCUCACAACUAAUAGGUAAAUUAUUUUUCCUUUGAAAGGUUGCAGAUAGCAAAUCAAGCUUCCUUUUGAGUUGAAAACUUGAAAUUACCAGUGUGAAAAUUGCAUAUUGGUGGUGUAAAUCAAACUGUAAGCUGUUGGGUGUCUGGCAUAUUGAAAUUAGUAUUUUGGAUCAACACUUAUUUUUUUUCUAAAGUAAAAGCUCUGUAAAAGUUCAAUUGCAAACUGCUUUGUUUUGUUCCCUUUCUUUUAAGUCUUUGUUUGUUUGAGCAGAUGUGUGCUUUAUAACCCAUUUGAAGUCAAACAGAUGUGUGCUUUUUUAAGUCUUUGUUUGUUUGAGCAGAUGUGUGCUUUAUAACCCAUUUGAUAUUUCUCAAGAUAACAUUAUUUGACCUUAUUCUCUAACCUGUUUGUAUAAUCAGAUAAGGGUAUUACAGGUGAGGUUAUCCUGGAAGUAUUAUCCUCUCUUAACUGCACAUCACUCUCUUGAGGGCAGGCCGCCAUUUUGAAUUUCCGCGAAAAGUGGUCCACCAAUAUGGCGACCGGAAGUUUUGUGAUGUCACAUGCAAACCAUCUAUUAAGCAGCACUGUAUUGGCGGUCACCCUUCAUUAAGCAGUCAGUUGUCAAAGUUCCAAAUUUGUUUCCCCCUUAAUCACUGUAAUUCUCCCCUCUAUAAAGUAGUCUUGGUCACCCUUCACUGGGUCCCAACAGCUUGUCCAUAUUGCCUUCCACCCAUACUGAAUGGUUACUUAAGCAGAACCACUCAAGUAAUCCUUUCAAGUAAAAUUCAAACCCUGUUUCUCUUCUGAAAACAAUGUUGGUAGUAUUUCUGAGCGAACUUUUGCACAUCUAGUAGUCAAUAAUGGCAUAACAUGGCAUUUUUUUAUUGUUUUUUUAUAAUACACCUAUUCUGUGGAACCUACCCUGUUAUUCCCCAAGGGUGGCAGGUUCAACUGUAUGUACCUCUAUCUAUCUAGGAGAUAAGUAAU
Molecule: messenger RNA, 2947 nt
Organism: Stylophora pistillata
Lineage: Eukaryota; Metazoa; Cnidaria; Anthozoa; Scleractinia; Pocilloporidae
Product: glycerate kinase
Biological process (GO): protein phosphorylation
Cellular component (GO): cytoplasm
Molecular function (GO): glycerate kinase activity
Source: RefSeq, a predicted model, not a curated record